Theobroma umbraticum is the source of this 1021-nucleotide messenger RNA. Its product is annotated as 8-amino-7-oxononanoate synthase. Gene Ontology annotation, cellular component: chloroplast. NCBI's taxonomy places the organism in Eukaryota, Viridiplantae, Streptophyta, Magnoliopsida, Malvales, Malvaceae. The record is from RefSeq and is a predicted model, not a curated record.
CCUUUACACUUGUGCCCAUUGCCAACAAGUGGCGGUGGCUAGAGUUAGAGAGCAGGAAAUAAAAUGGUAAUUGCACACUGCUCGACAAAUGGACUUUCUCUAUAAUUUAUAGCCAAAUAGUGGAUAAUGUAAACAAAAUGAGAGGUUCAAAAUACCUUCCUGCUUAUAUACAACAUACUAGCUUAAAGCAUCUUGUCUCUCCUUCUCGGCUUGAGAAAAGACAGGAAAAAGAUGAUUGCCCUGAAGGCCAUCCAAGCCUCCUCUACGCCCAGUAAGCAUGCCCUAUUCCACACAAGAAGAUUUGCUUACAGUAGGAAGAGUUCCAUCCUGUGUCUCAGCAAGUCCAGUGAUUCUGAGUCUGAUUCUGAUCCCCAGUCCUCAGACGGAGACACUCGUAAGCAAGAGCUGCUUGCCCAGAUAGCAAUGCUACAGGCUCAAAAAGUUCGUCUCACUGACUACCUAGAUGAAAGAUCUGCUUAUCUCAACCAGUUUGCUGAAGAAGUCAAUGCUGACUUUGAUAAAGUUGGAGAAGAUGCUCUCAAAGGGCUUGAAGAAGCCGGUGAGCGGAUAAUGGAGAACAUUGAGAGCCAGAUGCAAGCCUUUGAAGAAUCCCAAGAAAUGAAUAGGCAGGAGAUUGAGAAGAAUGAAGGCCAGUUAGCGCAGUUCGAAGGCCAAAUUGAGAAAGAUAGGAAUGAAGGGUUGUUCUUUAAGAACCUAACGGAGAAAAAGCCAGUAGACAAGGCAAAAGCUAAGCAAGAAGCAGAGAAGAUUAAAGAGAUUACAAAAGAAAAGGCGGGGUCAAAAGUGCGGAGGAACAUUUACCUUGCUCUAAUUGCACUUCUAGUCAUUGCAAUUGCAGACUCUUUCAUCUCUUCAUCUGAUUGGAGAAAAGUUGCAGUUCUUGGAGCUAUUUUAGUUGCUUUAUUUUCUCAGUUCACCUAUGAACAGACAUUGUUAUCCGAAGCAGAAAAAUCAGAAAAGAAGGAUGAAAACAAGAAGUAAAGGCUUUUCUUAUAUCUAA